Eucalyptus grandis is the source of this 4269-nucleotide messenger RNA. Its product is annotated as SNF1-related protein kinase catalytic subunit alpha KIN10. The record is from RefSeq and is a predicted model, not a curated record. Gene Ontology annotation, biological process: protein phosphorylation; intracellular signal transduction. Gene Ontology annotation, molecular function: ATP binding; protein serine/threonine kinase activity. Bases 451 to 1887 code for a protein of 478 amino acids. Lineage: Eukaryota; Viridiplantae; Streptophyta; Magnoliopsida; Myrtales; Myrtaceae. Gene Ontology annotation, cellular component: cytoplasm. The transcript has 15 exons.
CUCGUCGCCACCCGCCGGCUCCCCGUGUCCGCGUACCGAGCGUGUCCGGAGCCGUCGUGGAUGCAUGGUUCCGUGUUUUCCUUCUCCUCCUCUCUAUAAAGGUUCAUCGUCGCGUCUAGUUCUCCCUGGUUUGCUGCGCUUACUGGCUCUGCAAGUUCGCGAUUCUCUUUUCCUACCGCGUCUGCGGACUUGCUGGAAGCUUCGGUAUCGUUGCUAAGAUGUUCUUGGAUACGGUCACAAAUUCAAGAUGGUCAAAGGCUUUCCUUCGAGUAUUUCAGGGCAGAUCUUCAAUUAUAGUUUGAUUCACUGGUGAAUAAUGAACUAGAAGGGUAAUCUAAAGUAAUGAAGUCUUUCUGUAUCAUUAUAAGGAAAAGUUUCAGCAUCCAAACUCCCUUUGGUUGAAGAUUUGUUGAUUGAUUGUCAAAUACGUCUGAAUUACAAGACAAGACAAUGGAAGAACCCUCUCGGCGAACAAGGUCUAGUGAGGACCCAUCCCUGAUGAAUUAUAGGCUAAUAAGAAAUAUUGGCCACGGUGCAUUUGGCAAAGUGAAAGUUGCAACGCAUAGACUAACUGGUACCAAAGUGGCCAUUAAGAUUCUUAACCGUAAAAAAAUGAGGGAAAAGUGCAUGGAGGAGAAAGUGAGUCGGGAGAUUAAGAUUGGCAAACUACUGAAGCAUCCUCAUAUUAUCAGGCUAUAUGAGACUAUAGAGAGCAUGGCUAAUGUGUAUGUUGUCAUGGAGUACGCAGAACGUGGGGAGUUGUUUGAUUAUAUUGUCGAGAAUAGAAGGAUCAGAGAGGAUGAAGCACGGAAAUUUUUUCAGCAGAUCAUUUCAGGUUUAGAGUACUGUCACAAUUGUAGGGUGGUUCAUCGAGACCUUAAGCCUGAGAAUCUGUUGUUGGAUUCUAAUGGCAAUGUGAAAAUUAUUGAUUUUGGCUUGAGUAAUAUUAUGCGCGAUGGCUGUCUUCUAAAAACAAGUUGUGGUAGUACAAAUUAUGCUGCUCCAGAGGUUCUUUCUGGUAAACUUUAUUCAGGGCCAGAGGUUGACAUCUGGAGUUGCGGUGUCGUCUUAUAUGUAGUUCUUUGUGGCACUCUGCCUUUUGAUGAUGAAAGCAUACCUAACCUCUAUAAUAAAAUAAAGAGUGGAGUUUAUACUCUUCCAAGUCAUUUAACAACUGGAUCAAGGGAUUUGAUUGCGAGGAUGAUUGUUGUUGACCCUUUAAGGCGGCUGACCAUUCCUGAAAUUCGUCAACAUCCUUGGUUCUUGGAAAAUCUUCCUAAUUAUCUGGCUGCUGCUUUGCCAAUUAUUGAACAUCAAACGGAGAAGGUUGAUGAAGAAAUACUUGAGCGUACGGUUGCAUUGGGAUUUAACAGGGACCACUUGGUUCAGUCUCUUCAAAACGGGAUACAAGAUGAUGCUACAGUGUCAUAUUACUUGCUGCUGGACAACAAUGUAUCCGGUACUAGCGUUUACGGUGCAGAGCUUGAUAAUAAUGCGUUUGGACUGCAGCCUCAUCAGAUUAUGGUAGGAAUUCUGAAUGCACUAUGUCAGCUAAAUGUCUGCUGGAAAAAGAUCAGACAUUACAACGUCAAGUCCAUGUGGUCUCGCGGUGGUCAAGUUCAAGACCUUACUAAAAGUUGUCAGCAUGAUGGCCUCCGUUUAGGCAAUGAACCUGCAACAAUCCAGACCAAUCAAGUGUCUCAGAACACUGUCAAGUUUGAAUUGGAGCUGUAUAAAACUUGUGAAGAGAAUUACCUGCUGGACCUCCUGAGACUUACAGGUCUCCAAAUACUUAUUAUUGAUCUUUGUGCCAGUUUCUUGCUCGGCUGCAGUUAUUCUAGAGUGGCAAUAAUUACUAGAAGAGAGAAUCUUGUCUACUCAUGGUAAGAGAGUUGUGCCAGAAAUCUAGAGAUGUGCUGGCAAUUGGUGAUUACUGAAAGGGAGACGGACCAUGCCAAAUUUUAUGAUUCUUCCUUUUCUGCUUGUGUACCAUAUAAAAUAUUCCGAUACUAUGUCUACUGUAAGAUGAACUUAUUGCUGAUGAAAGGGAGAACAUUAGACAUAAAAUAAUUGCUCUAGAACUAUCCAAAAAUUCCGACAAACAGAAACAGGUUGAGCUUGCUCAAACGAUCUUUGAAAAACAAAUUCAGUCAGGACAAGGUCACGGAAUCUUUAGCCCUUACUUAAUAACGAAGGAUACACAACAGGGGCCAUGGCUUGAUCAUUAAUCGUUGAAUCAGUGGUGAAAAGACAUUGAAGCAAUGAUCAUAGAGAACAUUAUCUCCAAGUUUCUGGCUAUUUACUAGAAGGAAUACAGGGAAAAUGAAGCACUAUAGCAUCUAUGAAUUCUAGAAUCAUGGAAAGGGAGGAGCGAGAAUCAGAUUACCAAUAGAAAGUUUCUGAGCGGAUCAAGUUCUCCAUGGCAAAACGUACACUUAGAAUGAACCUUAAAACUAUUCAAAGCUGAUUAGUAGAAGAAGCAGCAUCUCUUGUAUUCUGGGCUUCUCAGACUUGCAGUCCUUCUGGGGGAUCACAACCAGAGGAGGCGGAGGCCUCUUCAAGCUGCAAUGCUGACUCGAGGUUCCACAAAACAUCACUCAUUGCAGGCCUAUCAACACCAUAUUCUGUGAGACUUUUCUCUGCAACUUCCGUGUACUUCUUAAGUGCUUGAGGGAAAUAUUUUCCCGCGAUGAUUUAUGGCUGGUCUUGCACAUAGCAAAGCACUACUCCAAAAGAGCAGACAUCAUAUUGUCAGAGAGUUGCUGUCGCAUAAAGUACUCGGGAUCAAGAAGAAUAUUUGUUGUCUUCACAACACGUUGUACGAUGCCCUGGCCUGCCCCAAUUCAGAUCUCGAGCCUCUGUUUCCAUGAAAGUGGGGGAAGGCUCGAACCAUAAAGGUGGUUCCGGAAGGGUCCGUUUGCCAUGUAUUCAUACACAAGAAUCAUUUCCGAGUUCUCGUCACAAUAUCCAAUGAGUCAAACGAGGUGACGGUGCCAGACCCUGGGGGGCUUCUGUAUCUCGGUUUGGAACUUGUUGAUGCCUUGCUGUGAUGAAGUGUUUCCACGCUUGAUUGCAACUUUUUUUUUUCCAUCUUCCAAACCUCCAAGGUAGACUUUGCCAAACCCACCAGCUUCACUGACUGCCUUCUCAUCAAAAUUUUGCAUUGCUUCCUGUAAUUCUUUGAAGGUGAAUGACUGGCCAAAACCGGCACUUGGUAAAAAGCUUGGGAAACUGCUCUUGCUCUUGCUGGAGCUGAGGAAGCUUGAUCUGUAGCUGGUUCUACUGGACAAGAGAUGAGCCUUGCUAUUAUUGAGAGGGGAGAACCAUAAUGAGAAGCUCUUCCCAUGAUUCCAAGUUUGAUGCUUCUUCUUCAGAAGAAGAAAACUCUUGGCAAGCAAGAACAUGGCUGUUAUUCCAGUUGCAAGGGCAAUGGCUGCGAAAAUCUUCAUCUUGUUUGUUUGAGGUCCUGGCCCCUUGGAGGAACCAGCUGCUAGAUCACUGUCCAGGCUUCUGGCAGAGUCGCUUAUCUUAAGAAUUUCAAUCCCAUUGAGGAUCGCAUUUGGUGAGCUUGGGUCGACCGUUGCUGCUGGACCGAGUUGAAUCAUGAUGGAGCCAUUUCUUAUUGCCGAGGCAUCAAGCGCAAAGUCUUUGUAGUAAGGUAUCGCUAGGCCUCUCGUAAGGGAUGACAGGUCAAGACCGGAUGCACCAUCAAACCAUUGAUGUACUCGUCAAAGUACAGUUGAUCGAGGCUUUUGCUCGCAAUAUCACAGAAAUGCAUCCUUAUCAUGUAUGAGAAACUUGGAUCAACGCUCAUCUUCCAUGUUAGAUUGAAGUUCUGCUGAUUUACCCUGGAAUCUGCCAUUUGGUCUGCUGUGGCAUAGACAUAGUAUGGAGCAAUAUGUGCUGUGGCUCCUUGGUUUGGAUACUUGAUUACGCCAAAAGGUACAGAGACAUUUUGAGUUCCUUCUGUGAAAGUCAUAUAUGCAUUGUCUGGCUGCCAUGUCCUGAAUAGUGUAUCGUUAGAAGGACUUACAGUAGGCAAUCCAACGUUCAGUCGGUAUAUUACUUUGUCAUCGUAGUAAUAAAACCGGUGAACUCAUCGAGUGGAAGAACUGCAGCCGCAGUAUCAGAAAUAAGCGAGUCUGGUGCCGACACAAACUCAAUGGCAUUGACGAAGGAAAAUGACUUUUCAGAUGUAAAUUUGAGGAGCACUGUAUCUGAUGAAUCAACACUGAUGAGGCACUCUUUGAACACCAAUUUAGAAAUGUC